Molecule: messenger RNA, 2917 nt
Organism: Cucumis melo (muskmelon)
Lineage: Eukaryota; Viridiplantae; Streptophyta; Magnoliopsida; Cucurbitales; Cucurbitaceae
Product: protein NBR1 homolog
Exons: 8
Coding region: 311-2653 (780 amino acids)
Molecular function (GO): zinc ion binding; protein binding
Source: RefSeq, a predicted model, not a curated record
AUAAAAUUUAAAGAAAAAAAAAAGCAACUUUUGUAGCAUUUAAUUUCUCUGAAAUUUUCUUUCUCAAGAAGAAACCCAAACAAUUUCUUCGUCGAUAAGCCAAAUGAAGCCCUAUUAAUUCAAAGCACGAAAAUCUGAUCGAACUUCAGGAAAGAGUUUUUGGGUGCAAUGAUUCCGGAUUGUGGAUAGACUUUUUCCAAUUCUGUUCUUUUGAUAUUUCUUGAAAAGAUCCAACUGCCUCUAGUCAGUUCGUAUCUUUUGGGCUUCCCCUUUUGGACGCUCAAUUCUGUUGAGAUAUUUUUCUGAAGCCAUGGAGUCUACUAUGGUGAUUAAGGUUAGGUAUGGAGAAAUGCUGAGACGCUUCAGUGUAAAAGUAGAUGAAAACAAUAGACUAGAUAUUGACAUCAACAGGUUGAGAGCAAAAGUAGUUGAUCUCUUCAGCUUCUCUUCUGAUACUGAUUUUAUAUUGACUUACGUUGAUGACGAUGGUGAUGUUGUGACCCUCGUUAAUGAUGAUGAUCUGGAUGAAAUGAUGAACCAACACUUGAGUUUCUUGAAAAUUAAUGUCCAUUUGAGAAAUAAGGAAAAGGGCCAAUCUCAUAAUAAAUCAGAUGGAAGUUCUACCCGUAUGACAUCCGAACGUUCAUUUCAAAAUGUUUGUACUGGUAUCUCCGAGGUUUUGAAAUCUAUGCCAGAGCCCUUGCCAGAAUUUUGUUCACAGCUCCUCCUUGACAUUGCUUCAAAAGCUGUUACUAGCCCCGUGCUUUCUGAGCUUGCUCAAAGCUUUAUUCGGUUGGGAAACCCAAACGCGCAUACAGGUUCUCGGACCUCAUCUGUUCCAGAGGCGAGCACACAGAAUGUGGCCACUGAGUGUCCAAUGCCACCCCUCGGUGCAGAUUCAAGAGCUUCAAAGAAUGAUGACUUUCAUCAAGAAGCUGGGUCAAAAUUUCAAUGCAGUGGUUCUUCUAAAAAUAGGAAGAUAAUUAACAGUGAGAAUGUGACAAAGAACACUGGUGAGCCUAUUGCUUCUGGACUUUCCAUUGGGAAACCAGCUAUUGCUGCCCGUUCAAGCAACUGUUUUGAUAGAAAGGAAAAGGAAAAACACAAUGAUGCAUUUCUUAAGCUUGGUAACUCACAUUGUUCACCUGCAACUUCUAUGGAUCGUAGGUUUAUUAAUGAGUGCCCUUUCAGUGGAAUGCCUUGGGCUCCUCAACCAUAUUCGAGAACUGUAGAUCCUGUAAGUAGCAGCAGUGGUAACGUUGAAUCUGCAGGAAGUGAGUCCCAUAAAGGUCCAAUAGUUAACAGCAGUGACUACAUUGGAUCUGGGGGAAAUAUGUUCCAUAAAGGUGUUAUUUGUGAUGGUUGUGGAGCCCGUCCAAUUACUGGUCCGCGUUUCAAGUCCCGAGUGAAAGAUAAUUAUGAUCUCUGUAGCAUCUGCUUUGCUAAAAUGGGUAACGAGGCUGACUACAUUAGGAUUGAUCGUCCUGUCUCUUGCCGCUAUCCAAGAAUGAAAGCAUUCAACCAUAGAUUUCCACUGUCUGGCCCUCGAAUAAUCGACCCUUUCAGAACUGUAAAGCAGACCAAGCUUGAUAGUCACUUUGUAGCUGAUGUUAAUGUAUUUGAUGGCACUAUGAUGCUUCCACGUACUCCAUUUACCAAGAUAUGGCGACUGCUUAAUAGUGGGACUUCGAAUUGGCCCCGUGGUUCACAGCUAGUGUGGACUGGAGGACACAAGUUCAGCCAUUCAUUAUCUGUUGAAAUCGAGGUUCCUGAGGACGGACUUCCUCCGGGUCAGGAAAUUGAAAUUGCAGUUGACUUUACUACCCCUUCAUUUUGUGGUCAAUACACCUCGUACUGGAGUAUGGCAUCUCCAUCUGGCCACAAAUUUGGGCAGCGUCUUUGGGUUCUUAUUCAGGUUGAUGAAGCAUUUGAGAUGCCAAAUUCCAAUUUUUCCCAAGCUUUGGACUUAAAUUUACCCCCCAUACCCAUAAAUCCUUCCCAAGAAGGUGUAGAAAAGAAUUCGACUCCUGCAGUUUCUGAAGGUGUACUUUUCCCUCGUGAUUCCAUCCCCAUCGUUGAACAAGUAAAACCUGAUCAUAAUCUGUCUGUAAGUCACCCGGAUUUACAAUUCCUCGUAGAUGAGGGUAUUCUAGUUGUUCAAAGCCCUGCCGCUACUUCUUCUAAGGAGGAUAAUUUGGGCUCGUCUUGCUCUGCUGUCGACCGUCAGGGAGUUGUACCUUGUUCAACCAAUGUUCCCCCCGAGUCGUGCCCUUUUAUUGAUUUUCCUGCACCAACUCCUCCUGCAAACCCAUUUCCAAAACCAUCCCCCAAGGUUUCUCCCGCAUCAUCUGAACAUGUCAUUGCCAAUAAUGCCAAUAAUGCCAAUAACUUGGUCGAGGAAACUCUUCUUAAAACACUCGAGGAUAUGGGAUUCAAACAGGUUGAUCUAAACAAGGAAGUACUGAAGAGGAACGAGUACGAUCUAGGAAAGUCAGUGGAUGAACUCUGCGGAGUUGCUGAAUGGGAUCCGAUCCUCGAUGAGUUGGAGGAAAUGGGAUUCAACGACAAGGAAAGGAACAAAAGACUUCUGAUGAAGAACAAUGGCAGCAUGAAGCAAGUAGUGAUGGAACUUCUUUACGGGGAGAAGGCUUAGUUGAAGAAAGGCCCUCAAAACUUAUGGAUUAGAAUGUGAAUAUAUAUUACAACUAAAUAAAUCUAUGGAUAUGACAUUGUGUUGGCUCUGUUAACUAGGGAUGGGUUUUAUGUUUUGUUGGAGUGAUCUUUUGGGUCCUUUCUAAUAUCUGUUCCAUCUCUGUCUUUUCUCUUUGCAAGGGUACAUAUAUAUAUAUAUGUAUGCCUCUUCUAAUUUUGGUUCAAUUCAGUUAAUAUAUUGAAACCUUUUUUGUUUCUCUAUUAA